Lycium ferocissimum is the source of this 3075-nucleotide messenger RNA. RefSeq names its product receptor-like protein kinase ANXUR1. Gene Ontology annotation, molecular function: transmembrane receptor protein tyrosine kinase activity; ATP binding. The record is from RefSeq and is a predicted model, not a curated record. The transcript has a single exon. Lineage: Eukaryota; Viridiplantae; Streptophyta; Magnoliopsida; Solanales; Solanaceae. Gene Ontology annotation, cellular component: plasmodesma; plasma membrane. Gene Ontology annotation, biological process: protein autophosphorylation. The coding region runs from base 218 to 2851 and encodes 877 amino acids.
AUUGACAUUUUUCAACUUUUCUUUCUUUGUGGGUUAUUUCCCAGCAUCCUAUAGUGGUAUUAGCUAAACACCAUUUUCAUGGAUGCCAAGAAAUGACCUGGUCUUUGCCUGUACCAAAAGCAAAGAAACCUUCCUUUAGAAAAAGCUUCACUUUGUAUUGCCUAGGCGUACAGGAUCGUUUGUUUUCCUGUACGCCUUUUUCUUUCGUUUGUUAACCAUGUUAACAAAAUCCCGCAUUUUGCUACUAUUCCUAUGUGUUUCUUCUUUUUCUCGCUCGCUUCAUGCUGAAAACAAUGAUCAAAACUCAUUGUUCUUAGCAUGUGGUUCUCAAAAUGGUGGAACAGAUGAAGAUGAGAGAAAAUGGGAACCGGAUACCAAGUACGUGUCAGGUGAUAAAUCAGUCAUGGCACAACCUGAAUCCCCAGACCCAUUUGCUCCAUCUGUUGUACCAUAUACAAAUGCAAGAAUUUUUCACUCAGAAUCUUCAUAUAAUCUUCCUGUUAUAAACCAAACAGCCCAUAUUAUGCUCAGGCUUCAUUUCAACCCAACCCCUUAUCCUAAUUUCAACAUUUCCAAUUCAUAUAUCACAGUUACUGCUGGCAAAGUUACAUUGUUAAAUAAUUUCAGUGCCUUUAUAACUGCACAAGCCUUGUCACAGAGUUACAUUAUCAAAGAGUACCUCUUGGAUCCUGUGGGUUCUCCAACCUUGGAGAUCAAGAUUAAGCCUUUUGGUAAUUCAUCAUUUGCAUUCAUCAAUGGAAUCGAAAUGAUCACGCUGCCAGAUAUAUUCUACGGCCCGGAUCCUCUGAUGGUUGGAUUCAGUACGAAUGUUAAAAAUGCUGUUCUUCAGCAAACUAUAUCUGUAAAGGAAAAUAAUAUGGAGUUAAUGUAUAGGGUUAAUGUUGGCGGACAGUAUGUUUCUCCGAAAAAUGAUUCAGGUGGGUUAAAGAGAAGUUGGUAUGAGGAUACUCCCUACUUAUUUGGUGCUUCAGCAGGUAUUACUAUGCGCAGCAACAUGACAAUUCAGUACGAUAACAUGCCAUCAUACGUUGCACCACUUGCUGUCUACGAGAGCUGUAGAUCAAUGGGUUAUGAUUCAAACGUCAAUAAGAACUAUAACCUCACCUGGGUUUUCAAUGUUGAUCCACAUUUUACAUAUCUUGUGAGGCUUCACUGGUGCGAUUUCAGCAUCGAUGCCACGAAAUUCAAUUCCAUGGUCUUUGAUGUAUAUAUCAAUGGACAAAUUGCAGAAACCGAAGUUGAUUUAAUUGCAAUGAAAAAUGGAAAAAAGGCAAUUGCAUUAGUAAAAGAUUAUGUGACUCGUGUUGAUGAUAAAGAAGGAGAUCAGCUUUGGGUAGCAGUGCAUCCAUCACUGCGUCCAUCAGGAGUUGGAACUGAGAUAGCUAAUGCUAUUGUAAAUGGAAUAGAGAUAUUUAAGAUCAGCGGUGGAAAUACGAGCUUGGCAGGACGGAAUCCUACAAUGUCAGAUUUAAUGAAGAAAUAUCAGGAAGAGCAUAGUAAAGAAGCUCCCCGGGAAUUCGCUGAUCCGGAGAAAUCACAUAGUAAUUCUGCUAUAAUCACUGGUGCUGUUGGUGGAAUUGCUGCAGUUGGUGUAGCUGCUGUUUUGGUUUUUGUUGCUUAUAAGAGAAAAAAGAGAACACCAGGAUUUGAGUCAGGCACAACUAGUUGGCUGCCGAUUCAUGGGCACUCUCAUUCUUCUGGUAGCAAAUCAGCUUCUAGAAGAAGUGGUGGUAGCACAGCCAUUUCAUCAGAUGCUGCUUCUAACUGCAGAUAUUUUUCACUGGCUGAGAUCAAACAGGCCACUAAGAACUUCGAUGAAUCUUAUGUCAUUGGAGUUGGUGGAUUUGGCAAGGUGUACAAAGGAGUUAUUGAUGGUGACACAAAAGUUGCAAUCAAAAGAUCAAACCCGUCUUCACAACAAGGGGUCAACGAAUUUCAAACUGAAAUCGAGAUGCUUUCAAUGCUAAGGCAUCGACAUUUAGUGUCCCUAAUCGGGUUCUGUGAAGAGAACAAUGAAAUGGUCCUUGUUUAUGACCACAUGGCACAUGGAACAUUAAGGGAACAUCUUUAUAAAGGUCAAAAAACUAUACUAUCUUGGAAGCAGAGGUUGGAGAUUUGUAUUGGAGCAGCCAGAGGACUUCAUUACCUUCACACAGGAUCUAAAUACACCAUUAUUCAUAGGGAUGUGAAAAGUACAAAUAUACUAUUAAACGACAAUUGGGUAGCUAAGGUUUCAGAUUUUGGACUUUCGAAAACAGGUCCAAACAUGAACCAAGGACAUGUUACAACAGUUGUAAAGGGUAGCUUUGGUUAUUUGGAUCCCGAAUACUUCAGAAGACAACAAUUGACUGAAAAAUCAGAUGUGUACUCAUUUGGGGUUGUCCUUUUUGAAGUAUUGUGUGCAAGGCCAGCGCUUAAUCCAAACCUUCCAAAGGAACAAGUUAGCUUGGGAGAUUGGGCAUUAGCUUGUCAAAAGAAAGGAAAAUUAGAAGAUAUUAUUGACCCACAGUUGAAAGGAAAGAUCAAUCCUGAAUGCUUGAAAAAAUUUGCAGAGACAGCAGAGAAAUGCUUAGCUGAUAACGGUGUAGAUCGUCCAUCCAUGGGUGAUGUCUUAUGGAAUCUUGAAUACGCCCUGCAGUUAGAAGAGAAUCCAGAUGGAGUUUUGUCAACUUCCGAGGCAACUAAACACGUGGAUCAUGAUGGUGCUGAAGAAGUACAUCAAAACAGUUUGAUAGCUAUGCAUAGAAGCACUUUGAGCCUUGAAAGUGAUAAUGGUGAUAAUAACACAGAUGAUGUCUUUUCACAGAUUGUGAAUCCAAAAGGAAGGUAAUAGCAUAAAAUAGGUUGUUCUUUCUUAUCAUUUGUUAUGAUGAGAGUAAGAAUUUGUACAAAUAUUAUACAUACUCAGUAUCGACUAUAUCAGGAAUUAUAGCAGGUGUGAAUAAUGCUGCUAUAGUGUAUCUUUCGAGAUAUCACAACAAAUUUUGUAUAUUUGAUGUAUUUUAGACAAAGCCACUUUUGUAACUCUCUUCAUUUCAGUUUAUUUGACACUAA